AUGAAUGCCAAAAACUUGAAAUAAAUACAAUAAACUGCAAGUUGUCUAAAAAAUAAUCCUGAAGAUUAAGCUUUCCAUUAAAAUAAUGAGCCACAAGUAACCGAAUAGAUUGGAGGAUUAAUUGAGAGCAUAGAUGGUGGUUCUUCGAAUUUCGAUUAUCUUGCGAGAAAUUAAUAGUAAGAGGAAAAGUAGUCUUCAUUAGAAAGCAUUUCAUCAUUUGAUAAUGAAACAGAACAAUUAAGACAGGAUAGUGAGGGAAAAGAAGUAUCUGAUGCACAAAUUAAGGUUCAAUUCUAUCAAAUCAAAAUAGAGGAAAACUUGUCCCCUCAAACCAAUGAAAGAUAAUCUGAACUUAGAGAAAAAAUUCUAAUAGAAGAAUAUGAUAUUGAAAAUGAAGAUUUACAAGAAAGGUAGGAGAAAGAUCAAUCGAUGGAGAUCUCUAAAUACGAUAUAAAAAUCCUUAACUAGACUAAUGUAGAUGAGGAUAAGAGGAAUCUCUAGAAUGAGUAGCUUAUGAGAAGUGGAGAGUUCAAAACAAAAGACUAGACCUUCAAUGAGUCCUAAGAUGAUAAAUAAUCAGGCCAUAUUGAUUUAAAAAAGCAACAUUAAUAAGAUAAAUCAAUAUCGGAUCUCAUACCAUCUUUAGAUAACACUCCUUGCAUGAAAUAACCUCUUCAGCAAAAUGGGGAAAAUGCUCUAUGA
Messenger RNA from Stylonychia lemnae, 702 nucleotides. Lineage: Eukaryota; Ciliophora; Spirotrichea; Sporadotrichida; Oxytrichidae. The record is from the annotation of a GenBank genome assembly.